Messenger RNA from Emericellopsis atlantica, 705 nucleotides. RefSeq names its product orotate phosphoribosyltransferase. The transcript has a single exon. Gene Ontology annotation, biological process: pyrimidine ribonucleoside biosynthetic process; 'de novo' pyrimidine nucleobase biosynthetic process; pyrimidine nucleotide biosynthetic process. Bases 1 to 705 code for a protein of 234 amino acids. Gene Ontology annotation, cellular component: cytoplasm. The record is from RefSeq and is a predicted model, not a curated record. NCBI's taxonomy places the organism in Eukaryota, Fungi, Ascomycota, Sordariomycetes, Hypocreales, Bionectriaceae. Gene Ontology annotation, molecular function: orotate phosphoribosyltransferase activity.
AUGGCCUCUCAACUCCCCGAGUACAAGCAGAAGUUCCUUGAAGUGUGCACCGCGGGGGGCAUUCUCAAGUUUGGCAACUUUGAGCUCAAAUCGAAGCGAAUCUCGCCAUACUUCUUCAAUGCAGGCCUAUUCCACACAGCGCGCCUAGCAGGUGCCAUCUCCGACGCCUUUGCACACGCCAUCAUCAAUGCGCAGAAGGAGGACGGUCUUGAGUUUGAUAUUGUCUUCGGCCCCGCGUACAAGGGUAUCCCGCUCGCGUCCUCCAUCACAGUCAAGCUCGGCGAGAUUGAGCCUGCCAACCUGGACACCAUCUCCUACUCAUUUGACCGCAAGGAGGCCAAAGACCACGGCGAAGGCGGCAACAUUGUCGGUGCUUCACUCAAGGGCAAGAGGAUCCUGAUCGUGGACGAUGUCAUCACGGCCGGCACCGCCAAGAGGGAGGCUAUUGAGAAGAUUGAAAAGGAAGGCGGCAAGGUUGUCGCCAUUGUCGUCGCCCUGGACCGUCAGGAGAAGCUCCCUGCCGCCGAUGGGGAUGACUCGAAGCCUGGACCUAGCGCAGCAGGCGAGCUUCGCAAGGAAUACGGCAUCCCAAUCUUUUCCAUCAUCACGCUGGAUGAUGUGAUCAAGGGCAUGCCGUCGGUGGCAUCGGAGGAGGAUCUCAAAAGGACCGAGGAGUACCGGGCCAAGUACAGGGCUUCAGACUGA